UCAAGACUAAAUUACCUUCUUCGUACUGCCUACACUCCCCCAGCCAUAGCUAAAACUUAACCUCACACCACAACCAGUACCUCCUCCACCAUCAUCAACACCAACAACAUCAAGAGAGAGAGAGAGAGAUUAGGUUUGAUAGUUGGGAACAUUUUUAACGUAAGUUUGAGGUGAAAUUACCAUAAUUAUGGGUGCUGCAGAUGGCGAUGAGUAUCGGUUCAAUUACGAAGAGACAGAGUUGCGCCUUGGGUUGCCUGGUGGAAGUGGAAAUGAUGGCGAAAUAUCAAAGAAUAAUAGUGGGAAAAGAGGGUUCUCAGAGACUGUUGAUCUAAAGCUUAACCUUUCGUCCAAGAAUUCACACGUGAAUCAGGUGGAGAAGAUGAAGGAAAAUAAUGUUUCUCCUCCUUCUACUGAUCCUGCAAAGCACCCAGCCAAGACACAAAUUGUGGGUUGGCCACCAGUGAGAUCAUUCAGGAAGAACAUUCUGUCUGUCCCAAAGAACAACAAUGAAGAGGGUGAAAAGGCUAGCAGCAGCGUCGCAUUUGUGAAAGUUAGCAUGGAUGGUGCACCAUACCUACGCAAGGUGGACUUAAAAAUGUACAAGAGCUACCAAGACCUUUCUCAUGCCUUGGCCAAAAUGUUCAGCUCCUUUACCAUUGGUGACUAUGGCUCUGGAGGAAUGAAGGAUUUCAUGAACGAGAGCAAACUAGUAGAUCUUUUGAACGGUUCCGAUUACGUGCCCACUUACGAAGACAAGGACGGAGAUUGGAUGCUUAUUGGUGAUGUUCCAUGGGACAUGUUUGUUGAUUCAUGCAAACGCUUGAGGAUAAUGAAAGGGUCAGAAGCCAUAGGACUAGCGCCAAGGGCAGUGGAGAAGUGCAAGAACAGAAGCUGAAUCAGUUACCAAAACUUCUUCAUGUAAUGAUUUCCCAGUUAUCAAACUAAGGCAGAUGGAUCGGCUCGAGACAAUUUGAGCUUCAAGUUUGGAUUUAUCUUUAUAACUGUUUAAUAUGUAAAUGUGAGAAGAAAAUAAAUGCAUAAUUGUUAAGAAGGAGUAGAAAUUGCAGUUGUGCUCAUGUGUAUUUUAUUUAUUUGUAAUGGCUUUGUUCAAUAUUAAUGGCGUCUGCUUUUUGUUUGCUGAGAUUCUCAGCAACCUGUACACUAAUUAUUAACGAAUUGUUUGAUGUGUAUAUAAUUGUUUUAUGUUACGUUAUAUGAGAAGUUGAGGAGACCAUGAAUAAGAUCCAUAGAUAGAGUCAUUGGGGGACAAGGCCAUGUGCACUCAUUUGGAGACAUUUAUGAAUGAAUCCCUUUAUUUUAUUUUGGUGUUGAUCC
Ilex paraguariensis (yerba mate) is the source of this 1335-nucleotide messenger RNA. Lineage: Eukaryota; Viridiplantae; Streptophyta; Magnoliopsida; Aquifoliales; Aquifoliaceae. The record is from the annotation of a GenBank genome assembly.